CUCAUUUGGAACAGACCCCUGCCUGUAAAAUCAAGGCUUUCCAAUUCCCUGGCUAUCCCUAGGGACCACUGGCUGCAGAUCAGGCCUCAUGAAAACCUCAAAGGCAUCCCAGCGCUACAGAAGCAUCCGGAGAAAUGCCAGCCAGCGCUACCUCUAUCAGGACUCCAUGCUUCUCGGUAACUCCGAUGACAGCUUUAAUGCUGACGAAACAGGAGAUAGCAGUGAUCCAGAACAAAUCUUCCAGAACAUACAGUUUCAGAAAGAUCUCAUGGCAAAUAUCCGCUGCAGACCCUGGACCAUGGGGCAGAAGCUACGAGCACUGAGACGAGCAAAGGAGAUUGUGCUGAAGUUUGAAGGCAGGCUGACCAGGACUCGAGGCUACCAAGCAGCAGGAGCAGAGCUCUGGCGGAAAUUCGCCCGUCUGGCCUGUAACUUUGUGGUCAUCUUCAUCCCCUGGGAAAUGAGAAUAAAGAAAAUUGAGAGUCACUUUGGAUCUGGUGUGGCCUCCUACUUCAUCUUCCUGAGGUGGUUAUUUGGAAUUAACAUAGUGCUCACAGUGAUGACUGGUGCCUUUGUUGUCCUUCCUGAGCUAAUCGCAGGCCAGCCCUUUGGAAGUACAGCCAGCAAGACCAUCCCCCAGGAGCAGGUCGCGUCUGCACAGGACUUGGACACUGUCUGGUCCCUGGGGGGCUACCUUCAGUACUCUGUCCUGUUCUACGGAUACUACGGAAGAGAGAGGCGGAUCGGGAGAGCUGGCUACCGCCUGCCCUUGGCAUAUUUCCUGGUGGGAAUGGCGGUGUUUGCUUACAGCUUCAUCAUACUCUUAAAAAAGAUGGCUAAGAACUCCCGCACCAGCCUAGCCAGUGCUUCCAAUGAAAACUACACCUUCUGCUGGCGGGUGUUUUGUGCCUGGGAUUACCUCAUUGGGAACCCAGAGGCUGCAGAAAGCAAAACAGCUGCCAUCCUGAACAGCAUUAGGGAAGCCAUACUGGAAGAACAAGAAAAGAAAAAAAACAAAAAUAUGGCAGUAACUAUCUGCUUGAGGAUCAUUGCCAACAUCCUGGUGCUCCUCUCACUGGCUGGAAGCAUCUAUCUCAUCUACUUUGUGGUGGACCGGUCCCAGAAGCUGGAGCAGUCGAAGAAGGAGCUGACACUUUGGGAAAAAAAUGAGGUAAGCGUGGUGGUCUCCCUUGUCACCAUGCUAGCACCAUCUGCCUUUGAUCUCAUCGCUGCCUUGGAGAUGUACCACCCACGGACAACACUGCGCUUCCAGUUAGCAAGGGUCCUAGUACUGUAUCUAGGAAAUCUCUACAGCUUGAUCAUUGCUCUUCUGGACAAAGUGAACAGCAUGAACAUAGAGGAAGCUGCUACUAAGAACAUCACAAGCCACUGGGCAGAUGCUCCCACCUUGUAUGCCACCAGGACAGUGCCUGAAGAAGGGCAGUGGUCCACACCUGGGUCAGGAGUGGAGCUCAGGAGAAACACCAGCACGUGGGUCAUGGAAGAGACAAGCUUUCUGACUUCUAUCAUGCCACAAACAAAGACCAACAAGACAGUGUCCUACAUGCAGGGCCCACAAGGCCAGUGCUGGGAGACCUAUGUUGGGCCCAAUGUAUUGCAGGAGAUGCUGAAGCUGUCUGUCAUCGAUAUGCUCUUCACGGUGGCCAGCAUCCUCCUCAUAGACUUCUUCCGAGGACUUUUUGUUCGCUACUUAAGUGACUAUUGGUGUUGGGACCUUGAAAGCAAGUUUCCUGAAUAUGGAGAAUUCAAGAUUGCUGAGAAUGUGUUACACCUUGUCUACAAUCAAGGCAUGAUUUGGAUGGGGGCCUUCUUCUCUCCGUGUCUGCCAGCAUUCAAUGUUCUCAAGCUCAUUGGGCUGAUGUACCUGAGGAGCUGGGCGGUGCUGACCUGCAAUGUACCCCACCAGCAAGUGUUUCGAGCUUCCAGAUCCAACAACUUCUACCUGGCAAUGCUCCUGUUCAUGUUGUUCCUCUGCAUGCUGCCAACCAUUUUUGCAAUUGUCCACUACAAGCCAUCUCUGAACUGUGGCCCCUUCAGCGGACAAGAGAAAAUUUAUGACAUUGUGUCGGAGACGAUAGAGAAUGAUUUCCCCACGUGGUUUCACGCUGUAGUUGGACACAUCAGCAGCCCCGUGGUGAUACUUCCAGCCGUGCUGCUUCUGUUCAUGCUCAUCUACUACCUUCAGAGCAUCGCCAGAUCACUCAAGCUCAGCAGCCAGCAACUCAGGAUGCAGAUCCAAAACGCAAGAUCUGAAGAUAAGAAAAAGGUUGCCCAAAUGGUAGAGGCCUUAGCCAUCCCUAGUGAUACCAGGCAGGCAGUCUCCACCACUGAAGCAGAUUCAAGUGAAAAUUCAAAGCCAAAACCUCUCCAAGCUCGAAUCCAGACUCACGAAGAAAGCAGCAAGAGGCUUUUAAAGGACAGUGACCUUAUCAGCCAGCUGUCCUCAGCGUACAUGGCCACAUCCCCAAAUAAUGGCCACCUGAUCAACUUCGACUCUCUGAGUAGCAAGAGCCUCAGGAUGGAAGCGAUCACAAGGUCCCUGCCCCAGAGUCCUGGGCAAGGGUCCAGGGGCCCCUGCUCUCCUCUUCCAGAUGGAUCUAGGUCAAGGCCAGAGCAAGACACCAACAUGUAUCCACAUGGACCAUGUUCUAGCACAGGCAACCUUCACAAGAACAGAUCCUGCUCAUCAGUGAAACAGACACAGACCCUCAAAGAUGUUCGCUCAGAGCCUCUUUCCCGUAAAGACUUUCAGCCAAUCAGUCCUCCUUUCUGUGGAUCUGGGGUCUCUGCCUUGAUGACACAUGACCACAGUCCCCGUGCUCCCAGAUACUAUGUCAUUAAUGAACAUGACUCUCACAAAAAGACCUACCCAGCUUUCUGGCCAGAAAGACAUUUCAAGAUAGAUGCUUUAGGUGACAUUGUAGAGCUGUACCCCAGGAAUGUGCAGCAGUACAUGUCCUGGGCUCCCCACCAGCCUUGCUCUCCACAGCUAAGUGAAGAAGAGGAAGAGAUGCUGAGGAGAGAUUUGGUCCAGUGGUCAAUCCCUGCUAGCUCCAUGACAGACCUCCCUCAGUCUUCUUGUUUUUACACUGAUGACAGAUCAGAAAAUAACACUAGAGACACUAAAUACCAGCGAAGGGUAUACUACAGAUCUGGGGGUAAUAAUUUUAAAGACCAGCUUGAGAGGCCCACAUUUGUACACAAAAAGCCACGAUCCAGGAACGCCCAAUACCCACAGCCCUCCCUGAAGGCCAGAGUCAAAGCCAAAUUUGAGCCAUCCUUCACAGAAUCAGACUCUGUAUCAGCAACAUCCAGCAGUGACCAGCAAAACAGCAACAAUGACCAAUACCUGCAUGUCAUGUCCACCCAGGGCAGAUUCCCAAGGUCUGCCAGCCAGCUGGGCAGGAGGAAGGCCAAGUCCAGGCAGGUACUGCCCACAGAUCUCAAUGACCUAGUUUGUUCAAAUGUCUAGGCUUCUUUUCGUGUCUCUUCCUAAAGACUGGAUCUCUUUGGAACUAUUGAGGUUAGAUGGUCUCACCCUUUCUAGAAGAGAGUACCUAUCUGUGAGGUGUUAGAGAUCUGUGCAGCUUCUUUAGGCUCAUGCAUUGCUGCUGUCCGAGGUUCUGAGGCCCUGGGGCUGUAAUUUCCUAUUCAAAGCAAUGGGGUGUGCAUGGCCACCCAUCCCAGGGUUUCUUUCUGUCUAGCAUACAUUACCAUCUCAGACUGUCAUUUCAAGAAAAUGCCGGGCGUUUGAUUCCAUUCAGGGUGACCAUGCUCACCUGCAAGCCAGUCAUCUCAGCAGGACUGCAAAAACACUCAACACUCUUUUCAUCUUUAAUAAUGUGAGUGAGUGCUUUGCACUAUGGCCUUUUGACACACAAAUAUCAGCACUCCAUAGUGAUCACCCAAAAUCAGGUGGCUACCCUUGAAGUAUUCAGAGUACAUAGUUUAUGAGGACAUUCAGUUUAGUGGUGGCCAGGGUAGUGUACUGCAAACUUAUUUAACUCCGUAUUUUACUCAGUCAUAGUACAGAUUAGAAAUGACCCCGAAUUUAUAGCUGGGGUGUUCUGGUUCACUGGGAAGGAUGGGAAUUGAGACUUGGUACCAUGCUCAGCUGGAACUGAGGCUCAAACAUCCCCACGACCACCUGUCUUCUCACCUCUCAGCUCUGAUUCCAUGUUUGCUGAUCUUGUUUCCCUCCCCACCCCACCCCCUGUACCAAUAGACUUCAGUUCAGGCAGGAGGUGAAGAAUUCACAGCCACAGAGAUGCCAGGCCUGUAGCCUCCGCCUAACAAGCCCACAGAAAAGAGCAGAGCUGACAUUACCGGCUUCCCACUGUGUCUGCUCACAAGGAGUUGCUCUUUGGCUCCCCUGACAGGCCCUGAGAAGGGCUUGGAAGCUGUGUGUGCUCCAUCCCAUGGUAACCAGCUUGGUGCCCUGACUCCUCUUUCCAUAUUGC
Molecule: messenger RNA, 4481 nt
Organism: Mastomys coucha (southern multimammate mouse)
Lineage: Eukaryota; Metazoa; Chordata; Mammalia; Rodentia; Muridae
Gene: Tmc3
Product: transmembrane channel like 3
Exons: 23
Coding region: 89-3493 (1134 amino acids)
Cellular component (GO): plasma membrane
Molecular function (GO): mechanosensitive monoatomic ion channel activity
Source: RefSeq, a predicted model, not a curated record